Microstroma glucosiphilum is the source of this 1305-nucleotide messenger RNA. RefSeq lists its product as hypothetical. NCBI's taxonomy places the organism in Eukaryota, Fungi, Basidiomycota, Exobasidiomycetes, Microstromatales, Microstromataceae. Bases 1 to 1305 code for a protein of 434 amino acids. The transcript has 2 exons. The record is from RefSeq and is a predicted model, not a curated record. Gene Ontology annotation, molecular function: nickel cation binding.
AUGGCCAGCGCAAUGGCAGGCCCCUCCCGUAAUCAGUCCUUCAAGGGCAGUGGCCUAGCCAUCCUUCGCAGUCAUCCCGGUCCCGCCAAUACCCUCGGCUGCACUUUCACUCACCUCCGCUUCUCCUUUCCCCUCAAGCUUAUCCACCCGCGCACUUCAGGAAAAGAUGCAGCUCUGCUCCUGGCAAAGGCAGCCAAAUCUCGGAUAGCCAAUGGCAAUGGCGGGGGUGAGGCGACAGAGGUCAAGGCAAUCGCUGCCCUUUACAUCGUCGGCUAUGGCGGCGGAUUGGUCAGUGGAGACGAUGUGGAGCUGGACGUGGACGUGGGGGAGCAGUGUACCCUGCUUCUCUUGACACAGGGUAGCACAAAAGUCUUCAAGAUGAGGUCCAUUUCCUCGCCAAAUGGGCUAUCUCCCUCCUCACCGCAUCCCAACACCUCGUCAUCAUCGUCAAUCAGGGGGACCAACGAGACCUAUAGUCGUCCCAUCACUCGGCAAUAUACCCGCUUCCUCAUUCGGCCACAUUCCACCCUGGUUCUCCUUCCAGAUCCAGUAACCUGCUACGCCUCAUCCCGCUACGCUCAAGCACAGCGUUUCGACGUUCAAUGCGCCCGUACCUGUUCCCUCGUCCUACUAGACUGGUUCACACCAGGUCGACAACAUCUCUUGCGUAGCAGCGGUGAUUCCACUAGUGGCUCACAAAGCGAGGCUUGGCGCUUUCAGUCGUACCGGUCGCGCAAUGAGGUGCGCUUAGAGGGUAAAGUAGUCAUACGGGACGUGCUACUCCUAGAGCAGGACGAGGCGCAAUGCUCUCUUGCGGGUGAAGGGAUCACGACGGAUCUGGGCAGACGCAACCAUCCUUACUCGUGCUAUGCGAACCUCUUCCUCCUGGGACCCGAUGUGCAGCCCCUCGUGGCAAGGCUAAAUGAUGAGUUCCAGUCGAUACAACAGAGAGUGGUCCCAUCGAGCCACCGGGGUGGGGGAGCUGUUAGGAACAACAGCGCCGGUAACGGCAACAGCAAUAGCAGCGCCAAUGGCGCAAGCGCCUCAUCCCCACAGGGCAUCCUCUGGAGUCUGACAAUCCUCAACGAGGACAGCGGGAGUAGGGAUCAGGCCCAGAUUCCUUCUUCCGCUGCUAGUGGUGGUGGUGGUGGCGGCGGCGUCAGCAGCAGCAGUGGUGGAGGAAGACAAGCCGUGGUAAGGAUUGCCGGUCUGGAUACAGAAGGGGUACGCAACUGGCUCAAGCAGAGAUUGACUCCGCUUGAGAAAGUGGUGGGUCAGGACUUGUACAAGCAGGCAAUGUGGUAG